This is a messenger RNA of Cololabis saira (Pacific saury), 1186 nucleotides long. RefSeq names its product endonuclease domain-containing 1 protein-like. The transcript has 6 exons. Lineage: Eukaryota; Metazoa; Chordata; Actinopteri; Beloniformes; Belonidae. The coding region runs from base 181 to 1023 and encodes 280 amino acids. The record is from RefSeq and is a predicted model, not a curated record. Gene Ontology annotation, molecular function: hydrolase activity; metal ion binding; nucleic acid binding.
GCUGCUGAAUGUGCAGAGAAUGCUGCAUAAAUUGCAUAUCAUAAUGGACUCUGCCCAUCCUCUGCACAACUCAGUGAUCACACAGUGGAAUGUCUUCACUCGCAGGCUUCAUCAGGUUCGCAGCCAGGCAGACUGACACAGGAGAGUUGAGAACUGGGGACACCAGAGCUACCAUACAGGAUGCAACAUUUGGCAACUUUAUGCGCUUUUCUUCCACUCCUCUUUUAUGUCCAUGCAGAUGUUGUGCAGCGUUUUGAGGAUGUGCCAGAAUGCCUGGUCUACUUCUAUAAAGGGAAGGUGCCAGAUUUAGGGUCUGCUACACCGGGUGCUGCCCGUCUCUGUCAGCGUUAUGUAAACAGGUACCACUUUGCCACGCUGUAUGACACCAACCAUCGCAUUGCUGUGUACUCUGCUUAUCAGUUUGAGCCCAGCAACGGGGGAGGCAGGGAGAGAAGGUGGUUUGUAGAGCCUCAGCUGGUGGAUAUGUCCUGGCAAACCGAGAUGAUGGAUGGAUACUGGCUGGGGAAAGAUAACCCUGAGAUAUAUCUGGGAGAGAGACAAGCCCUGAAUGAGGACUACACGCAUUCUGGCUUCGACCGAGGUCACCUCAACCCUAACGGACAUCAUCCAGUUCCCAGCCGCAAUGCCACGUUCACCCUGACCAACGUGAUUCCUCAGAACCCCAAACUAAAUCAAAAUGCCUGGAGGAUCCAUGAAUCCCAGCUCACAGACCUGUUUCGAAGCAAGUGCUCUAAGGCCUACGUACUGGUAGGAGCCGUUCCCUCUGCAGACAACUGGAUCAUAAAAAAUAAUGUGAAGCGUGUCAACAUCCCAGACUACGUAUGGAACGCCUACUGCUGUGUGGACAACAACGACAGACCCAUUGAGAGUGGAGCUGCCACUGCAAGAAACACUGAGAAGAACUUGGUGGACAGAGUUACGCUGGAAAAGCUGGGAGAAGUCCUGCAGAAGUUCUCCAAUCAACCAGUAGGGGAGCUGUUCUACAACAACUGCAGAGCAUGAAAUACUGGAAGAAGAAUCACUAAAAAGUGAAUUAAAGCCCUAAUUGUUUUUAAUUCUCAUAGAAAAAAGCUAAACACAAACAAACAAUAAAGGUAAAAAUACCUGUAAAACUAAAUAAUAGUUUUGGACAGCAACUAAAUAUAUAAAUAAUUACAAGAGAUAA